GUUCCAGCUGCGUGCAGUGCCAACGACGUCAACACCAAGAAUUUACGAGCUUGCGCCUGAAUAGCUUCGUAUUUCUGCUUCACCACGCAGCAGAAUAGAGCAGGACAGGCCAGAUUGCAAACAUGUCGCACAUGACCAAUUCCCUCGCGACGGUUGACCAGCUGUACAAAUACAAAUCAUUGUCAGCUCUGCCUCAAGAUCUGCAGGACACCAUCUUCUACCAAGUCCAGCUCCUGACACAAGCUGCUGGGCUUCUUCUCCGACUGCCGCAAUCUGUUACCGCACAUGCCAAUGUUCUUGCUGCGCGCUACAUGGUAGUUGACACAUCUUCCUCGAUCUCCUACGAACCAAGCCACGUAUCCGCGGCCGCUCUGUUCCUCGUCGCAAAACUUGGCGCACAUCCGGUACCACCUCGAGACCUGAGCAACGUGUACGCUUACCUACUGUCUUCGAGCUCGCCAUUACUCCGACAAGCCACGUCCGAUAAACAUUCACCGAACGAGCCAUCUUCAUACUAUCUCUCCGAGACGGCCUAUACCCGCUUCCACGACCAGAUCUUAACGGUUGAGUCACGGAUUCUAGCCGCCUUGUCGUUUGACACACACGUAGCGCUACCUCACCCGCUGGCUAUAACAUAUCUGCAAGCACUAGACUUCAUGGCACAGCCCAGGAACAAGAUCUCAACGAGGACAGUAGAGUACCUGAAUACAGCCCUGUUUAGCCCUCAGUGUUUAUACUUGACGCAUCAACCGAAUCAGCUGGCAGUGGCGGCCAUCUACAACGCCGCAAAAGAUCUUGGUGCAAAGAUGCCGGAGUGUGCCUGGUGGGAGGUGUUCGAUGUGGAUCGAGAAGACCUUGGAUUUCUGGUGGUGGGCAUGCGAAGCGUGGAAGGCUGGGUGAGGAAAACAGAAGGUGACGUUGAAGGUUUUGGACGGAGAGGAGUAAUCACAAGGAAAGACAUCGACAGCGAACUGAAAAAAAGAGGGUUAAGUAGUGUGAAUAAUGGUCCGGUAGGGAAAGGACUCGACGAAGAAGAUCUUAUGAUGAGGAGUAUGGAUGAGAUGGCCGUCCAAAUGGGGACAUGAGGAUUCUGAAAACUUCCUGAAUUAUUAAUAUAUACUGCGAUGCUGCCAUGAGCAAAGCCUUCGA
This is a messenger RNA of Truncatella angustata, 1149 nucleotides long. RefSeq names its product cyclin domain-containing protein. NCBI's taxonomy places the organism in Eukaryota, Fungi, Ascomycota, Sordariomycetes, Amphisphaeriales, Sporocadaceae. The record is from RefSeq and is a predicted model, not a curated record. Gene Ontology annotation, biological process: regulation of transcription by RNA polymerase II. Gene Ontology annotation, cellular component: nucleus. The transcript has a single exon. The coding region runs from base 123 to 1085 and encodes 320 amino acids. Gene Ontology annotation, molecular function: cyclin-dependent protein serine/threonine kinase regulator activity.